AUGGGCCAUGAUUUCGUCGACAGCGCCAAUGGCCAACAGGCCUGGCUCGGCAAUGAUCUCACACUUCAGCAAGGAAGUUUCAAUGAGAUGUCCCCCACGAAUGCAUUCGCCGUCGACCCAUCCUUGAUGAAUCCUCCCUCCAAUGACUCCGUCGCCUACCAAAAUUCCCCCUCGCAGGGCCAUGGUUCCGAUGGUGGCGUCCCGUUCGUAUAUGGCUACGACUCCGACACAUUCUGGAAUGCACCGCCUUAUUAUCAAACAAAUCAGCUAGAUAACGCCGAAGUCAACGCAAGCUCCGAGAGUCAUGCGCUCCACAAUGAGGGCGUCUACAGCGUUCACUCUCGACAUCCGAGUCUGACCGAGACAAACGUUGUUCGGACAAGCUGGGACAACAUUGACCCAGAAUUGAUGUCAGGCUGGCAAGGGGUAGGUGGAAGUGAUCAUGCUCCAGUGAACGACGAUCCACUACGAUCCCCUGGACAGUACAGUCAUUGGCCAGUCAACAAGUGA
This is a messenger RNA of Exophiala oligosperma, 510 nucleotides long. RefSeq lists its product as uncharacterized. The record is from RefSeq and is a predicted model, not a curated record. The coding region runs from base 1 to 510 and encodes 169 amino acids. Lineage: Eukaryota; Fungi; Ascomycota; Eurotiomycetes; Chaetothyriales; Herpotrichiellaceae. The transcript has a single exon.